AUGUGGAGGGAGACAAAAUUCCUCUCACUGCGUCGACUGAGGGAGGUUGGGCUGAAUAUGUCUACUGAUAACAUAAAGAAAAGGUUCUGGAAGAUAUCACUCUUGGUUCACCCUGACAAAUGCUCUCAUCCUUUAGCCCACCAAGCAUUUAUUAAGAUAAAUAAAGCAUUUAAAGAGUUACAAGAUCCAAACAAGAGGAAAGCAAUGGAUGAUAAAAUCAAGCAGAAGCAAGAGCAGGAAGAUUUAAAGGCUGAGUUCAAAGCUAUGCGUGAGGCUGCACUCUGGCGAAGAUCACAAGGUAUAUCAAUGGAAGGUGAUGAUGUGCUUCUGGCAGAGACAGAGGUCAAAGAGGAACUAAAAAGAGAUGAAUGGAUGACAACACUGCCUCCUGAGAGGAAACCUGGUAUGCCCACACAAACGACUAAGUUCAGCCGGAGCUCAAAGGAAGGCCGUGGUGAUACCAGUGCUUGGACGGAUACUCCAUCAGACAGAGCCCAGAAAGCAAAGAUGAAUUAUUUAGAGGCAUACAAUGAGGCUACUGCGCUUGCCUCAAAUGACGAGGCCAAGAAAAGGGCUAGUGAGGAUGCAGAGUUGGUGGACAAAUACAAUAAAGCGAAGAGGUCAAAAUCAUUGGUACAAAAGCACCAAGAAGAGCUUACUGGCAAGUCUAAGAAGAAAUCAAAGCGGAAACAAGAAGCAGAGAAAGAAGAAUGGGUGGGUAAUCAUCCAUGGAAGCCUUGGGACCGUGAAAAGGAUCUCACGGCUGGGAGGAAGAGUGUGAGAUUGGAUCCUGAAAGCAUGGGUGAGGGCUUAUCUUCAAGGUUUUCUGCUGGAACCUUUCAGAGAAACUUCCUUUGAAUGCUAUCUGAGCUUGCAAUUAUCCUCAUCAGU
Molecule: messenger RNA, 891 nt
Organism: Neltuma alba
Lineage: Eukaryota; Viridiplantae; Streptophyta; Magnoliopsida; Fabales; Fabaceae
Product: GPALPP motifs-containing protein 1-like
Exons: 7
Coding region: 1-858 (285 amino acids)
Source: RefSeq, a predicted model, not a curated record